Molecule: messenger RNA, 1869 nt
Organism: Pelecanus crispus (Dalmatian pelican)
Lineage: Eukaryota; Metazoa; Chordata; Aves; Pelecaniformes; Pelecanidae
Biological process (GO): cytoskeletal rearrangement involved in phagocytosis, engulfment; apoptotic cell clearance
Molecular function (GO): phosphatidylserine binding
Source: RefSeq, a predicted model, not a curated record
AUGACUCAUUGGAGGACAUCAUCUGCUAUUUUAAGCCCCACGGUAUCAGAAUCACCUGUGAAAGGGAAGACUGGUCAGAAUGUCACUGUGCCCUGCUUUUACAGAGUUGAGAGUAAACAAGACAUCACAUCAAUGUGCUGGGGUCGUAACAGCUGCCCUGUUUCAAAAUGUGAUCGGACCAUUAUCUGGACAGAUGGAUGGCGGGUGACAAUGCAGUACAACAGCAGGUAUGUGUUGAAAGGGAACCUGUCGACGGGUGACGUGUCCCUCACGAUCGUGAACGCCGAGGAAGCAGACAGUGGGAUAUACUGCUGCCGUGUGGAGAUCGCAGGGUUGUUCAAUGAUCAGAGAACUAAUCACAAGGUGGUGAUAGAGAAAGCUAGGAUCUCUACCGCAAGUCCUUGCACUUACACCUCUGAACAGACCUCAGCUCAUGGGAACGCCAGUGAAUCAUCCUUUACCGUCACAAGAACGUGGCCAUCAGUUUCUCCUUCGGAAGCUCCUCAGACUGCCUCUGGUCCCUGCUCAAGCACCUCAGACUGCUUGGAUGUUACCUCAAGCCGGCAGAACACAUCUGUAUCGCUUCCCAGUCAGCAGUAUUCAGAAAAUGGGCUAUACAUUGGGAUUGGUUUAUGUGCGUCUCCGUCAGCUAAAAUGUCCCAUUUUGUGCUGUUUCACUGGAUUAUGAUACAGAUCUUUAUAGUGCACACCGCAUCCGAAGCUGUUGUUAGAGGAGUAAUAGGACAACCUGUUAAGUUGCCUUGCUUCUAUCAGGUGGCACGACUUAAGGACAUCUCUGAUAUGUGCUGGGGCAGAGGCCCGUGCCCUAAUUCAAAGUGCAACAACAAAAUUUUGCACACCACUGGGAAUAGGGUGACGUUCAGAACAUCUCAGAGAUAUAGUCUCCAGGGCUAUAUUUCCUAUGGAGAUGUGUCUCUCACGAUUGGGAAAGUGAAGGCAGAAGAUGCAGGUACAUACUGCUGCCGCAUAGAGAUCCCGGGUUGGUUCAAUGACAUCAAACAGAACAUGCGGCUGGAGGUGGUCAGAGCCCCUCCAGUGAUGGCAACCACCACGAGAAGGGCUCCCAUUCCCCCCAAAAGUUUUAGAAAAACAACUUUUGCUCCCCAAGCAACCUCUGAUCAUCAAACAACAGCAGAGACUGCUGUCCUCCUGACAACCACCAUCCCCCCAGCAACAAUUGCAACCACCGAUCAUCAAGCAACAACAGAGACUGCUCUCCUCCUGACAACCACCAUCCCCCCAGCAACAACUGCAAUGACCGAGUUUCCAGCAGUAAUUACACUGGAGACCAUUGCUCCCCCAACAUUUUCUGUGACAGCAAAUGAUAUUUUUCCAGCAGCUCUGGUGACAACCAGUGCUCCCCCAGAUUUUCCAACUGGUUUCCAAGCAGCUGACAUGAGGACUGAAGAUGACGACGUGUUCUGCUCUGCAGAGUCUGUGCCUCUUCCUGGAGUGACUAUCGAAUUCCCAAGUACACUUCUGACCGCAGAGGGAACUAAAAGUGCUCACACUUCUCUCAUGGUGGAAGACGUGCCAACUGCAGCAACAACCCUGCCAAUGCCAACCACGCUCCAGAACCCGAAGAGAACCCUUGCUCAUUCAGGGAUUUCAACAAGUUCAGACGGCAAUACUGAGAAACAUAGUGAUAACAGAGAUAAGUUUUCCAGCUAUGUCAUUCUCAUCGCCUGUCUCACAGGGGUGUCCAUUCUUUUUAUAUUGAUGCUCUCGUUGUGGUUUUGGAAAAGUAGACACAUGAAGAAGUUUAUAACAAAAAGUCUUGGACCAGCAGAAGACCUGGAAAAAGUUUUCAGUGGUGCUGAAGGAGAAAACAACAUUUUUUCCCUGUGA